Messenger RNA from Malaclemys terrapin pileata, 1335 nucleotides. RefSeq names its product ectonucleotide pyrophosphatase/phosphodiesterase 7 (gene ENPP7). The coding region runs from base 1 to 1335 and encodes 444 amino acids. The transcript has 5 exons. The record is from RefSeq and is a predicted model, not a curated record. Lineage: Eukaryota; Metazoa; Chordata; Testudines; Emydidae.
AUGUUUACUUCCUUGGGGCUGGUGCUUGCUGUUCUCUCGCUAGGAGCCUGUGCCCCUCUGCAGGACAGAGGCAACCGCAGCAAAGUCCUGCUGGUCUCCUUCGAUGGCUUUCGGUGGAACUACGACCAGGAUGUGGAGACCCCCAAUCUGGAUGCCAUGGCGAGAGAUGGGGUCAAGGCACGUUACAUGACUCCUGCCUUCGUCACCUUGACCAGCCCAUGCCACUUCACCCUGGUGACUGGGAAGUACAUAGAGAAUCACGGCGUGGUUCACAACAUGUGGUACAACACCAGCACCGGCCAGAAGUUACCCUAUUACCACACACAGGGGGUCUCCGAGUGGUGGGACAACGGCAGCCUGCCCAUCUGGAUCACAGCCCAGAGACAGGGCUUAAAGGCGGGCUCCGUCUUCUUCCCUGGGGGGAAAGCAACCUACCAAGGUGAGCAGGUGAAUGUGAAGAAAGUGGAGUCCCUUUUCCACAAUUACAGCAAUGAAACUGAGUGGAUGCAGAACAUUGACAUGGUCAUGAACUGGUUCCUGGAAGACAAUCUAGACUUAGUCACUCUCUACUUUGGGGAGCCAGACUCCACUGGACACAAGUAUGGCCCUGAAUCCCAAGAGAGGAAAAACAUGGUCAGCCAGGUGGAUCGAGCUGUUGGCUACCUAAGGAGAAGCAUCAAGGAUAACGGCCUGGAGUCGACACUCAAUCUGAUCAUCACAUCUGACCACGGGAUGGAAACGGUCAUAAAGGAGAAUGAAAUUUACCUCCGUACAGUGCAGAACUUCUCCUUCCAAGACAUCCAGUUUGAACUCUUGGAUUAUGGACCAAAUGGGUUACUGGUGCCAAAAGCAAAUAAACUAGACCAGGUGUACCAGGCCCUGAAAAACGCCCACCCGAAGCUCCAUGUCUACAAGAAGGAAGAGUUCCCCAAGAGAUUCCACUAUGCAAACAACACCAGGCUCACUCCCCUGAUGGUGUACAGUGACCCCGGAUAUGUGAUCCAUGGGAGAAUCAAAGUCCAGUUUAACAAGGGGGAGCAUGGCUUUGACAAUGAAGAUAUGAACAUGAAAACCAUCUUCCGGGCCGCGGGACCAGCCUUCAGGAAGGGGCUGGAGGUGGAGCCGUUUGAGAGCGUGAAUAUCUAUCCCCUCCUCUGCAACCUGCUGGGGAUCACCCCUGAGCCACAUGACGGGUCCCUGAGCGUCAUGCAGCCCAUGCUGUCCGAUUACUCCGAUCCUGGGACAGGAUCUGGUGCUGUCUCCACUCACCCCAAGCAGCUGCAGAUGGUGGUGGGAAUUGCCAUGGUGCUGGGACUCUGGCUUGGGAUAUACUAA